This is a messenger RNA of Leptosia nina, 693 nucleotides long. The record is from the annotation of a GenBank genome assembly. NCBI's taxonomy places the organism in Eukaryota, Metazoa, Arthropoda, Insecta, Lepidoptera, Pieridae.
AUGCCUGACCCAGCGAAGAAAAUAAAUUCGCUAUUAUUUGACGAAGGCACCACAUAUAAGACCGACUUCCAGACAUUUCCAUUAAGAGAUUAUCCUAAAACAGUUUAUAAGCCAAAGAAAAGUUGGUACGUCAGGGGGCAGCCGGCGUACAGAAACGUCCACACUCUUACCCCUUGGAAGGGCACUAUGCCAGAUUUUGGUGCUCUUCACAAAGCCAAGGACGUCGUGAGAACCAAUCCUUGGACUGUUCAACCGCCUUAUGAAAAGCCAAUAGACGCGGACCGGGAAAAGGCGCAAAUGUCUCGUCCACGUUUAGUCAUGACGCCUGCCGUUAGCAUGGACGACAUCAAGGAUCCACGAGCUCGUGAAAUACUUUGCACAGAUAUGUACAUGAGUGAUAUGACGAAAGGUAUGAAAGAGGCUGUGGCGCCUUAUACGAAUGUGCGCGCGCCGUUUCCUGGUCUUCCAGCUCCCGCUAACCCUAUUGUCAUGCAAAAACUGCAACCGCCGACGGUGUCGCCAGAAUGGCGGAUGGACAGCGUUCAGUGGGACGGACGACAACUUAGGAGCUUCUGUGACGUCACUAGAGACUUCUGGCUGUCUCAUAAACUUCCCAGAUGUCGGGUCUGCGAGGAGACAAAGAUAGUCAAAGACUAUAGGGAUAAUGUGCGGCGAAUGAAGCAGAGAAAAUAG